Eimeria maxima is the source of this 2287-nucleotide messenger RNA. RefSeq lists its product as hypothetical. The annotation marks the transcript as partial. The transcript has 9 exons. Lineage: Eukaryota; Apicomplexa; Conoidasida; Eucoccidiorida; Eimeriidae. The record is from RefSeq and is a predicted model, not a curated record.
AUGGAGCCUAUUGACGGAGUCAAGGCCUCUUGCGUUAGCGGCACUAAACUGAAACUUACGAGCAGCUCUACGACGGGCAGAAGCAGCGAUGCCAGCAGCAGCAGCAACAGGAACAACAGCAACAGCAGUAGCAACACACCCAGCAGCACCCGCAGCACAGACACACCUAGCAGCAACAGCAGUGGCAGCACGAGCCCCAUAAGCGAAAGCCUUAGUCCUGUUAGGAGCCGCACUAGGAGCUCAAAUGCCAGCAGCAGCAGCAUCAGCAGCAGCAGCAGCACUAGCAGCAGCAGCACUAGCAGCAGCAGCACUAGCAGCAGCAGCACUAGCAGCAGCAGCAGACGGAAUAUUCAUCGUGGGGGUCUGCUGCUGCAGCAUGCAUCAUCGGGCAGCAAGACGGAGACAGAAGCAGUGCAGCAUGAGGGCGGCGUGCUGUUGCAGCGGCAGCAGCAGCCAACUCCCAUCCUGCGGCUGUCUGUAAACCGCAGGACAGGAGCUGUCUCUCGCAGCCAACACCCAGCAGGUCACUCUUCCCGCUCCUCCCUCACCCUCGCUCCAGCCCGCCUCCGCCUCGGCAGUAGCAGCAGAAAUAGCAGCAGCAGCAGCAGCACGGUGUAUCUGCAGCACGCUGACUAUCGCGAGCAAAUAGAGACAGCAGAAAACGGGAAUUUGAAGUGGGGGCAAAAGGAGGCAAACGAUGGAAGUUGGGUAGAGAAAUGGGCUGUACAGACACUGCCUAAACCGCAGCAGCAACAGCAGCAACAGCAGCAGCAGGAAGAGCAGCAGGAGCAGCGAGUGCUGGAGUUCGGCCAAAGCCAAGGAAGGAAUUACCAAACCAACGAGCGGUGGAUAUCGCGUUGGCAGGAAACGGAACGCGAGCGAAGAAUGGAGAAGGUGGUUCAGGAACUGCAACAGCAGGAGGAGCAGCAGCAGGAGCAUCAGCAGCAGGAGCAGCAGCAACAGCAGGAAGUGCUGCAGGAGUGGGAGGAGGAGGAGACAGAAGACAAAAUCAAUGGCAUCUUAAAAAUAAGCAAAAGAGGGACAGACAGCAGGAGUGGGGAAGGAAGAAAUUGGAGUCUCCGUCUCCUGAAGCGCAAGCAUCAAGCAGCAGCAACAGCAGCAACACGAGACACUGGAGAGGCGAUGGAUGAUGGUGCACAGGGGACAGGCGAGGAUCUGCUUGCAGAGUCGUCUGUUUUGCUGCCAGCAGCAGCAGCAGCAACAGCAGCAGAAGCAGCAGCAAACUUGCAACCAGGGCAUGAGCUUGAGGUAUUUGAGGAGACACGUGGAAUGGAGACAAGGGGACGACUGCAGCACAGGAGGACAGACGGCAGGCUUGUCUUCGAAGCAACCUGGAGAGAAGUGGCAGCAGCAGCAACGGCAACAGAGACAGAAGCAACAACAGCAGCAGCUAAAGAGGUGCAGCAGGAGUGUAUGUGGAUAGACGAAGACGGCACAAAGAGAGGCUUGAAAAAGGGCAGAGAUAAAGACGGGGGGUCUUGGGAGGAAGAAUGGAAAGAAAAUUGCGACGGCACUCGCGAGAGCAUAAAAAGGAGACAAAUGCAGCACGGAGAAUGGGAGGAGACAACAGGAGUUAGAAGAGCAGCACAAGGAGACAACCAGCAACAUCUCGAAGAAUUCUCCAACCGAGUGGAGAGAACAUAUGGGGAUGGUCACAUAGUGGAGAGUACAGACAGCUGGUUGAGACCCCUCGAUGGCAGCGGCGCAGCAAGGGGGACUCAGAGACGGGAGACACAAACUUUUGAUGGACACAAACUCACUUGCGUAGAGAUGCUGGUGGUGGUGGUGGUGCUGCUGCUGCUUGUGGUAUUCGGGGUUGCCUGUGCUUUUGGAUUUUCCGUGUUCCAGCUGCUAAUGCUGCUUUUGUUGCUGUUGGCUCUGUUACUGAACCGAUGGGGAAGGAAGAAGGGAAACCGCCGCACAGAUGGAAUGGAAUGGGGAGAGCGUUGGGAAGAGGUAGAAGGCCUAGAAGACACAGCAGCACAGCAGCAGCAGCAGCAACAACAAGAACAGCAACACUUGAGGAUACGCAUACUUUUACCAGGGGGAGAAGUGACGACGCGGCAAGUUUUGCUGCUGCAGCAGCAGCCGAUGCAAAUCAAAAGGCGGUAUGAAGAUAAGUGGUGGAUUGAAGCCAGUGGGAACUCCUGGGGCCACAAAGAAGGGUUUGAUGAGGAUGGAGCUAAGCUGAGGGAGAAAUGGUAUGACAACGGAAACGAGAAGGAAGUCGAUAGAUGGAAAGAAAUGCCAGAUGGAGCGAUGGAAG